UCGUUUCCGAAACAUCCCAACCUCCCGCUUGCGAUCUUGCGAAAAAAAAUCUAGCAAACUAUAAAUAGAAAUCGCAAUGCAACUGGUGAAGCUGUCGAAGCCUAUCUAUGUGACUGAGUGAAUGAGACUGUUAGAGAGAUCGAUUGAGCAAGCAGGCCUAGCGAACAUCAAACCCAGGGUUUCAAAAAGUAUGGCGACGACCUCAAUAGCUUCGCUGCUCAAAUCCUAUUCAGUUCCGCUUGUUCUCCUUUCCCUUGCCGUCUUCCUUCAGCUCGUCGUUAUACCUUCUUCAUUCCCUCUUUCUCAUUACGACGUUCUCGGUAUCAAGAGGGAUAGUUCCAUAGAAGAAGUCAAGGAGGCUUACGAGAAGCUUUCGGCCAGAUGGAACUCGGGUGUGGAGAUCCCUGUCACAGUUGAUUUUAUCAAGAUCCGCUAUGCCUUUGAGCUGUUGACCAAUCCGUUGUGGAAGAGUGACUACGACAACUUUGGCAUUGAUGAGCAACUUGAUGUUGUUGAAAAGGUCAAAGGAAAAUAUCUUGGGAAAAGUUUUUCAGAAAUUGAUCUUCCACUUUUAGAUACUUCUAAUUCUGGUACUGGAGGUGAUAUUUUUAAUGUGAUCACAACUGAAGAUUUCAAAACUACUAUUGGGAGAAACAAGGCAUGGCUAAUUCAGGUUUAUUCAUCUGGGAGCUCUCGCUGUGCGCAAUUCUCAAAUGACUGGAAAAGAAUUGCUGGUUUGUUAGAUGGAGUUGCUGGCACUGGUAUAGUGGAACUUGGUGAAGUUGAGCUUGCUUCCUACCUUGCUGAGACGAGGACCACAGGACAACCCUUCUUUCGAAAUGGUCUUCCUUCACUAGUUGUAUUUCCUCCAGGAUGUCGAAGUUCAUCUUGUCUUCUUAGGUACCAAGGAGAUCUCUUGGUAGAUGCAGUUGUUGACUGGUUUGCAACGACUGUACUUGGGUUACCUCGCAUUCUAUACUAUUCGAAAGAAUCACUGGGACAGAAGUUCCUUGCAAAGAGUGGUCAUCACAAGGUAAAAGUUAUUUUCUUUUCAAAAACAGGGGAGCGUGCUGCUCCAAUAUUGCGUCAAGCUGCCAAGGAUUAUUGGGCUUAUGCUUCCUUUGCAUUCGUGCUAUGGCGGGAAGAUGAAUCUUCCACUUGGUGGAAUAUGUUUGAGGUGGAGUCUGCCCCUGCUGUUGUGUUUCUGAAGGAUCCUGGUGUCAAACCUGUUGUGCACCAUGGAGCCAUCAACAGUUCAGAGUUUCUAAAUAUCGUAGAACAAAAUAAAUAUCAAGAUCUUCCCCAAUUAAGGAGCGUAACUUCAAUGGAGCUUGGCUGUGAUGCAAGAGCCUAUUCUCGUGCUGGAAAUGAUACCACAACUUGGUACUGUGUGAUUCUUGCUGGGAGGCUAAGCAUGGAGCUGAACAAAAUGCGUGAAACUAUGCGCAGGGUCCAAGACAUGUUAAGAAAUGAUGUCAAGUCUACUGCGGCCAACAAUGAUCUUUUUACGUCUUCAAUACCAGCUGCUGAAGCAUUAAAAAAGAAACGAUUAACAUUUACAUGGCUUGAUGGUGAAGAGCAAAAAAAAUACUGUUUCUUCUACCUCCAUUCAGAAAACAGUUAUGAAACCUGUGGACCACGAAGGGGCCUUAAUGAUGUACCACAAUUAUUUAUUGUGCGUUAUAAGAGGAAUUCUACAGAAGAUGAAACAAACGUUGAGAGGAAGCCCAAGACAAUAUGGGAUACACUUCAAAACGAUGUGGAUCCUGCAUCACAGCUUGUGGCGAGGUAUAAUGGUUCCAAUGACAUUCCACAGAUUAUUCAGUGGGUCUCACAAAUAAUCAAGGAUGGUGAUUCCAGGGAUCUCCCCUUAUUUAGGACAAAAACUCCUGAGCUUAUUCCUGAGGAUGCAGAUCCAAUCUGGUCAAGAGGGGCCCAGAGCAUUAGAUCUAAUACUGAAGGAAUGAAACAGAGGAUUCAGAGUGUCAUAAAUAGUAUCUAUGAUCUCUUGGCAGAUCCAAGACUUGGCCCAAUCUUUCUGUUAGGAGCAUUGAUAUCUUCUGGCAGCAUUUGGUGGCGAAGGAGUCAGUCCACUCAGCCAAGUCCAUCAAACCAACAGAGUACAAAGGAAAGGUUCAGAUCCAUGCAAAGAAAAAACACUAGAUUAUCAAAUCAAGACCUGCCACCAUCCAUCACUGAUGUGGAACCAAAAGAUGCAUACCAGGUGCUAUCAUCAGGGUCCGACUCUGAGUAGGUCAUGCUGUUCACAAGGAUGAAAAUUCAUAGGUCUCCAGGAGGGUGUAGAAAUCAUCAAUAUGGAAGUUUCAUAUUUGUGGUUGCCAA
This is a messenger RNA of Telopea speciosissima, 2343 nucleotides long. RefSeq names its product dnaJ homolog subfamily C member 16. The transcript has 20 exons. NCBI's taxonomy places the organism in Eukaryota, Viridiplantae, Streptophyta, Magnoliopsida, Proteales, Proteaceae. The coding region runs from base 122 to 2254 and encodes 710 amino acids. The record is from RefSeq and is a predicted model, not a curated record.